Molecule: messenger RNA, 1404 nt
Organism: Didymodactylos carnosus
Lineage: Eukaryota; Metazoa; Rotifera; Eurotatoria; Philodinida; Philodinidae
Source: the annotation of a GenBank genome assembly
AUGGCAGCCGUAGCCGAUUCACUUGAAUCCAAUCUUUCUCAAAUGGAACAAUAUCUGUCAACAAACCCUUAUCGAGAGUAUGCCAUGCAUCGACCCUAUUUACCAUCAAAUAAAUCACUAUCAUCAUUAGUGCAAACAACGGGCACAUUUAAACGUCUAAAUAAUAAUGCUAUAACAACAAAACUUUCAUCAACCUAUCAUGAACUUAUCGAUAAUCGAAAACCAAUUGUUCUAGACCGUUUAACCUAUAAACUUCGUAUGAAAUCCAAUUUGAAUGUCAAUAAUCUAAAUGAAUCAAAAUCAAAUCAUUAUAAUAAUGAUUUGUUACAUCAACUAACUACAUUAAAAACAAGUCGUACGAUGCAUCAUGCUCCAACAAUUAUUAGUGCAACGACAACAAAUACGAACACGAUGCCAAGUAUGAAAUUGAAUUCAUCAUCGAAUGAUCAAUCAACAUCCGAUAUCAUGGUGCAAGCAAAUGCUAUGCAUGUUGGUACAUUAGACGACCUUAUCAAACAAUUUCGUCGUGCAGAAUACAAAAUUAUCAAACGUCCCGAUCUCAACAGCGCUAGCACUAACCAAUCUUCAAUAUCGACCAAACAAUCAGCAUCUGAGAGAACAAAACAUAAGCUAAGUCAGCCAUUAACUGAGUACCAGCUGAAUGUUCCAUUAUCAAGUGGCAAUUAUCAGCGUUCUCCAACCACUAUUCUCGACAACAAUAGUGGUAAAACCAUCAACGCAUAUUAUAAAGAUGAUAUGCAUCAAGGUGUGGUGUAUCACUAUCGAACACGUGAACGUACUGAUUACGGUUUUCAAUUACCAAAUGAAAUACAACAUACUCGUACGCCCGUACCAUCAUAUCAACAAUCAACAGAACGUUUACAUGACAGUGAAGUAAACCGAAAAAUCAACAACGAUAAACGUAUUAAAAAUGCUCGCGAAAAAGUGGAAAAUCGAAAUGAAAAAAAAGUAUGUAUUUGUAAUAAACUAACAAUUAUUGAUCCAUUUCAUAAUUUAAAUGUUGAUGAUGUUGAUGAUGGCCAAUUACCUCAUUUAAAACACCAUGUACCAUCUGUACGAUAUAUUUUUCCCCCUGUACGUCCUUUUGGUUACUUCACAAGAAAAAAACAAUCUACUGACGACGACAAUAUGACUCCUCCGCCACUACUACCAAAACCAAAAACGAGACGUCGACGACGUAAAAAACAAGUACAACAUGAUUCAGCAACAACAGGAAAUAGUGACAAUGAUACAUUGAAAAAUGAUUCAGUUGCGGAAAAAGAUGAUGAUUAUGACAUCAUUACGUUAAAUGGAACAUUGGAUGACGCGCAGAACAGUUUUGAAGAAAGUGUACUCAACUUCAAUGCACCACUUCUGAGUACAGAUGAACAACAAAAGCGUUGA